Messenger RNA from Psylliodes chrysocephalus, 1852 nucleotides. Lineage: Eukaryota; Metazoa; Arthropoda; Insecta; Coleoptera; Chrysomelidae. The record is from the annotation of a GenBank genome assembly.
UACCUCUGUACAGUAACUUGUAUUAACCAGUUUUUUAGCUGCUGCUUUUAAGAACAUAUUAGUAUAUACCAGUUGAACAUUUGGGGUUGAUUUUUUCAAACACUGCAGUACCUCAUCUAAUAAUUGUACACUAAAUUUGAUUGGGAAUAUAUCAAUAACGUUGCAAUAAUAUUUACACAAAUCUAAGCCAUACACAACAUUAACAAACAGGCAUUUAGAUAAAGGAGGUGUAAUAUUUAGGAGAUGAGAGUAAUCGUCUAGUGUCAGAGAUGUUUUAAAAGUAGUGUUUAAUGCAAGAAAGAGGACUAUAUCUUCUAGUUCUUUAUUAAACAUUUCAUUAGGUUUGUUGUCUUUUGUAAUAUAGUUUUUUGAUUUCAGGAAUGUUUGUAUCUCUAUCAUUACUGUCAUGAUAAUGUCUUCAUUGCCUAAAAUCAUAAUUCGAUUUAUUCUAAUAUAAAAAUACAUUUUAAUAUUUUAUAUAAUAAUACCUCCUUUAUAGUUCACCCUUGUAAAGUCGCCAGUAUUUUUUAUUAGGUUUGCCAAAAUACUUUGAAUGGCUAUCAAAUCACUGGUUUUGCAGAUUUUCCAUAUGUCUCCAUUUUUUUACAUUACCUGUGAUAAUGAUCAUUCCUUUGCACCAUUUAUAGUAUUGCUAUAAAAUGUUUUUAAGACAUAUUUUCAAAAUAUGCCAUUGGGGCCCUUUGACUGCACUAGGAAUUAUCAAGAUUGUUACAGCAAUGACUAUUCAUUGUUCGAAUAUGUGGUGGCCCAAACAUACAAUUGGUGGAACGCUUAAUUUUGUUGUAUUUAUAAGUUUUUCUGGUCUCACACUUUAUAAUUUCCUUUCUUCGAUAUAUCAUGGACCUGGUUAUUUACCUUUGAGUUGGAAACCAAAAAAUGAACAGCAUUGCAGUUUUCUUCAAUUUUGUGAAGAAUGUCGAGGGUAUAAAGCUCCUAGAUCUCAUCAUUGUCGGAAAUGUGGUCGUUGUGUAUUGAAAAUGGACCAUCACUGUCCAUGGAUUAAUAAUUGUGUAGGUUGGGGUAAUCAUGCACAUUUUAUCUUCUUUUUAAUGUUCGCGACACUAGGAUGCCUGCAGGCGUCCAUUAUUUUAGGAUGUUCAUUGUAUAAAUCAAUACACAGAGUGCAUUAUUUUUAUAAAGGUGAAGCAGUUAUCAAUUUUGGCUUGUAUGGCAUGAUUUUAUGCGUUCUUGCUCUUGGAUUUGCAGUUGGAGUUGUAAUCGCAGUAGGCAUGCUUUUAUAUUUUCAGCUUAAGGCCGUAAUUAAGAAUAGAACAGGCAUCGAAGAUUGGAUUAUGGAGAAAGCCACGCUUCGAAGAAGAGGUUUAAGCGAACAAUUUGAAUUUCCCUAUGACUUAGGAUUUAAAAAUAACGUACGUCAAGUAAUUAAUCUUACCUGCCAGCCCGUUGGAGACGGAAUUUUAUCUUGGCCCGUGAUUGAUGGUUGUCAUGAAUUUUCGCUUACUUUAGAGCAAAUCGAUCAAAAAGCCGAAAAACGAAUGAAAUCCAAAAUGUAUAAAAUAGUACAUCCGGCCUCAGGUUAUUGGUUUCCGCUGAGUUACGGGAUAAAAGUAUGUCUGAGUUACCCGUUCAAUGACGAACCUCGAAUUAAGUUGGAUGUAGGCGAUUCCGUUAUCGUUACUAGGUGGAGAAAGUACUGGCUGUUUGGCGAAAAAGUGAGAAGUGAUAAAUACUCUGAAAAAGCAGAGAAUAGAACGAGGGGUUGGUUUCCUAGGAAAUGUGGCGUAGAAGUUAUUGAAAAUAAUUGUGAUUCCUUAGAAUAUGCGAAUUGUAAUAAAAUUGAAACGUCAGACAAAAAGAUCAAAUAAAGAAC